GCGACAUCCCCGCGGUGGCGUCGCGAGCGGAGACCCGGCCCCUCGGUGUGGGAGAUGGCCCUACGAGUUUGUCUUCAGCGCCGGGCGGACACGGCCGCGGGGUGCGAAAGGGCCGUUUAUCCGGAAGAGGGGAGCCGGGCCUGGGCAGCGGCAGCACGUCAGAGCCCAGGGGCCUCUGAAUACUCGUGAGGGAGCGCCCUGCUCCCUCUACCCAGCUUGUCGAGGUGGACCGUGCACUCCCCCUGGGGCAAAUGUGUGGGCACGUCGCCAGUGACGACGAUGUCACCACUGUUUUUUCAGGGAGCUGUGGCUGGGACCUCCCCUCUGGCUGAUCAAGGAGGAGGAAGCAGCGAUGUCUGCCUUAGGGACUGCAGCUCCAUACCUGCAUCAUCCUGCUGACAGUCACAGUGGCCGGGUCAGUUUUCUGGGGCCCCAAGUCCCUCCAGAGGUGGCAGCAAUGGCCCGGUUUCUGGGAGACCUGGACAGGAGCACAUUCAGAAAGUUGCUGAAGCUUGUGGUUAGCAGCUUGCAGGGAGAGGACUGCCGAGAGGCCAUGCAGCACCUGGGUGCCAGUUCCAGCCUGCCAGAGGAGCAGCUAGGUGCCCUACUUGCUGGCACACACACACUACUCCAGCAGGCUCUCCGGCUUCCCUCUCCCAGCCUGAAGCCUGAUGCCUUCAAGGACCAACUCCAGGAGCUCGGCAUCCCCCAAGACCUGGUUGGGGACUUGACCAGUGUGGUUUUUGGUGGUCAGCGCCCCCUCCUGGACUCUGUGGCCCAGCAGCAGGGUUCCUGGCUUCCCCACAUUGCUGACUUUAAGUGGAGGGUGGAUGUGGCAAUUUCCACCAGUGCCCUGGCCCGCUCCCUGAAGCCAAGCAUCUUGAUGCAGCUGAAGCUUUCAGAUGGGUCAGCAUAUCGCUUCGAGGUUCCCACAGCCAAGUUCCAGGAACUGCGGUACAGUGUGGCGCUGGUCCUGAAGGAGAUGACAGAUCUGGAGAGGAGGUGCGAUCGCAGACUGCAGGACUGAGCCUCCCUUGUCAGCACUGCAGCUGGUGCCAGAAUGCAACUUGCAUUUCCUCUAGUUGGAUGCUAGACUGCAUGUCACCCCUUCCCCAGGUUUUUUUUUUUUGUUGUUGUUGUUGUUGUUGCUUCUGAGUGUGGUAAAGUGACAGUCUGGGGUCCAAAUCAGGGUCCUCUGAAUAUGCCUUUGCUCAGCCUGACCCCACUAAGCAUCUGGGCCCUUUUUCUUGUUUGCUUUCAUAAAUGCUGUUUUUGGUGUGGGCA
Messenger RNA from Marmota flaviventris (yellow-bellied marmot), 1284 nucleotides. The record is from RefSeq and is a predicted model, not a curated record. Lineage: Eukaryota; Metazoa; Chordata; Mammalia; Rodentia; Sciuridae.